AAAUACACUUAAAUACCAUCCCUUGAAAAAAAAAACAGAAAAGAGAGAGAAAAAAAAAGAAGAAGAAGAAGCAAGUAAAUCUCUUUUGCCUUAUACACGUUAGAAUACGCAUUACAGGCACAUUGCACUUCAAGUUUUGCAUCGGAGCAGCAAUAAAUAAACAAAAAAAAACGAACAAUACGAAAGAUGCGGUAUUUCGGGCUUCUGUUACUGAUGCUGCUGCUCGCCCUAACCUCCUCGUAUGUCCUGGGAGGCCUUGGCCCCAACCGACAGCAGAAGGAUGGCCCAGCCGCUGGUCCUGGCAAGUUCCUCGUGCGCGGAGUGCCGGCCUCCAAGGCUGCCCUUUACGAUCCUACGAAGCCAACGUUCGAGUGCCUCUAUAACAACGAUUCCAUCGACUUCAAAAUGGUCAAUGAUGAUUUCUGUGAUUGCGAGGACGGCAGCGACGAGCCCGGCACCUCUGCGUGUCCUAACGGGUACUUUUACUGUCGCAACAAUGGAUACAAAGGAUAUUUUGUUCCCUCUGGAUGGGUGAACGACGCAGUCUGUGAUUGCUGUGAUGGUAGUGACGAGUAUAUGUCUGAUUCCAUCACUUGUAGAGAUAACUGCAAAGAAUUAGCUGACAUAGAGCUCAAAGAGACAGAAAAGAACGCUAUGCUGUUCCAAGAAGGUGGAAAAAUUCGUGACGAGCUGAUAGAAAAAGGCAAAAAUGUGAAGGUUGAGGCACAGGAGAUGAUAAACAAACUAAAAGCUGAUAUUUUGGAAGCUGAACGUGUAAAAAAAGAGAUGGAAACUAUGAAAGUGUGGGCCGAAAACAACGAAAAAGAUGCUUUGAAAAAGUACGAAAAGGUGCCAAUACAUGAAGAGAAAAAGCUUGAACCUGCAUUAAAUGAAGAAAUUCUGGAAACUGCUGAGCACAAUCCCGAGGAUUACUUCAAUCGCUUGGAUUUAGACCAAAAUGGUGUUUUGACAAUAUCUGAGUUGCAGGAAGACCAUAUAUUCGAUAAGAAUAAUGAUGCUGAAGUCAGCAGAGAAGAAGUUAUGUAUUUCCUAAACAACAAGGAAGAAGUAAAUUUGGAAGAAUUUACUUCUGUUGUCUGGCUCUACAUUAAGCCUCUCAUUAUGAAAGAAGAAGGUCUUUUCAAGCCUCCAAUGACAGAUGAAGUAAUCCCAGAGAAGAGAGAUGAACCUUUUAAGGUGGAGCAUGAACAUCCCGAUGAAGAGCAGCAACACCCUGAAGAGGAGCAGGAACUCCCUGAAGAGGAGCACGAACACCCAGAAGAGGAGCAGGAAGGCCUUGAAGAGGAGCAUGAAAAUCUUGAAGAGGAAAGUGAACACCGUGAAGAAGAAAAUGAACGACGUCAAGAGGAAAAUGAACACCACGAAGAGGGUACACAUAAAGAGGAGGAAAAAGAAAGCGUUCAAUAUGAUCCAGAGACUGAAGCAAUUAUAAAUCAAGCCAAAAAAGCCAGAGAAGACUACCAACGGGCAGAGCGUGCUGUGCUUGAUCUUCACAAUGAAAUUCGUCAACAUGAGGAACGCGUCCAGCGGGACUAUGGACCUAACAACGAGUUUGCGCCGCUUGAUGGCCAGUGUUUUGAUUAUGAUACAUCUGAGUACACCUACAGCUUGUGCUUGUUUGGCAAAAUAACACAGCGCUCGAAAUCCGGUGGUUCUGAAGUCAACUUGGGACAGUGGAAUUCGUGGAUUGGUGGUGAAGGAGAUCACAAGUAUACCAAGGUGAAAUUCGACCGGGGCCUGACGUGCUGGAACGGACCGGCUCGUUCGACCAUUGUCACCUUGUCAUGUAGCACUGAACACAUGAUUACUUCAGUGAGCGAGCCUAACAGAUGUGAAUACGCCAUGGAAUUCGCAACGCCAGCUGCUUGCAACAUGAACCUGAUUGAAAAAAAAUACGAUUUCCACGACAGUUCAACCUGGCGAGAUACUCACGAAGAGCUGUGAUUCAGUUCAUUGCCGCAUUUUAUUCUGCUUCUCCUCGUUGUUCACGGUCCUCAUUCCAAUGUUAUGCCGCACACCAAAGGAGUUUCUUCACUGCUGAUAGAUAUGAGUGCAGCCAUUAGAUGGGCUUGAAUCUUGUGGUUUGAUAUGUUAGGGACUUCUUUUUGUUCCUAAUGAAAGUUGUACAUAUAAUAGAGUUUUUGGGUAAUGUGAUUUUAACGUGUAGUCAUCUCCACAGAAAACUAAACUUUGGCCUCCAAGUGAUUCUAUUGUUGAUAUCAUAGGUCGUAUAAUUGUUUGAAAUGAUUAAAGUGAUAAUAUUGUAUAUUUUUUUCUAAUGAGCAUUUACACUUGCAUUGAUUUCAACUGCUUUUUUUUUUUUUUAACUGAUUGAUUUUUGUACCAAGUACGCCUCAUUGUUUGUUAAAUUUUUCUGUUUUCCCCAGCACCAUAAACAUUCAAACAUGUACGUACCUUAAUAAUUAGUCUUUGCAUUUUAGCAUUUGUUCCAUCCAUAUGUAUUAUAUUUAUGAAAUCAGUACGUAGAAGCAGAUGUUUAAUUUUUAUUUUUAUUUAUUUUUUUUUUUUUAAAGCAUCACUCUGCUGUACAUAAAGCAUUUUACCUGUUCAAGUAUUUUUUAGCAAUAUAUACAGCUUAUAAAUAUUAUUGAAAAGUGCUGAAUUUGAAAGUUGAAUCAUAUCACCAAUUAUUGUUUAAAAAUGUAAAGACUAUUGAGAGGAUGAGAUAUUUUUAACUACCGCAAACUACAGUUUUGAUUAUUUGUACAUAAAGAAAUUAUGUAAGCCAAGUUUAAAUUGUAAAUUACCUUUUCAAUAAACAUGUUUGUAAUUAUGUUUUUGUUAAAGAUUACAUUUGGAAUGCGUGAGUUUACGAGGAGUAUUCUUGAAAGAAUUUUUCUGUAUUGACUGAUACGUAAUUGUUGACGAAAAACCCAGUGCAUAAAAAAGUUUUUAUAAACUAGUUGAUGAACAAAAUGUAAUGUUUCUAUUUUCGACUUGAUUAAAUAUUUCAAAGCAUUUCGAAUUAAGAUUGACUGAUUCUUUUGUAAUGAAUCACGAUUGAAGUAUUGUGAUUUUCCGCACGUUGAAAAAAACUAUUUUAAUUACUUUAAUCAUUAAAGCGCAUUGAUGGGUCAUGCAUUUCUGUUUAUAAAAAUAUAUUAUGUCUUAAAAGACACUAGAACAGAGAUUUCAUGCAAACAAAGUGUACUUUGAAUGCAUUAUACAUUCCCAUUUUUUACAAAAAAAAAAAAACUAAAUAAUUUAAGAAUACAAAAAAUAUCCUGUGAUUAAAAUCACCUGAUACCUGCAUUUAUUCCCAAUCUCUUUGAUUGCAUGUGAAAAAUCUUUGUUAGGUGUUUGGUGAGGUUUCCAAUUUUUUCGUGACUUUAUUGUGAUGUGAGAAGUACUCUAUUUGUGAUGUAGUAUUUGAUUUUGAUGUAAAAUUUAUUAAUACCACGUUUUUCUUUAAUAUCUGAGGUAUGUGCACGUUUGCAAGAUUUUUUGUACAAUGCUGUACUUUAAAUGACCAUGUGUGUGGAUUAUGGAAAAGAAUAAAUAAUGUUCAAACUGUUAUUUA
Molecule: messenger RNA, 3562 nt
Organism: Copidosoma floridanum
Lineage: Eukaryota; Metazoa; Arthropoda; Insecta; Hymenoptera; Encyrtidae
Gene: GCS2beta
Product: glucosidase 2 subunit beta
Biological process (GO): N-glycan processing
Cellular component (GO): glucosidase II complex
Molecular function (GO): protein binding
Source: RefSeq, a predicted model, not a curated record